Drosophila bipectinata is the source of this 690-nucleotide messenger RNA. The record is from RefSeq and is a predicted model, not a curated record. Lineage: Eukaryota; Metazoa; Arthropoda; Insecta; Diptera; Drosophilidae.
UAUAGGGAUCAUCCUGGGAAUGCAAAGUGGUAACAUCAAAUAUCCCUGCUUUUUAUGUCUCUUCGAUAGCAGAGAUCGAUCAAAUCAUUAUAAAAAGAAGAAUUGGCCAGAACGUAAGUCCUUGGAACCUGGAUCACCUAAUGUUUUGAAAGCGCCUCUCGUAGAUGUAUCAAAAAUUUUAGUGCCACCUUUACAUCUGAAACUUGGGCUAAAGACUCAGUUCGUCAAGGCUUUGGAUAAGACUGGCAAAUGUUUUGAAUACAUCGCAAAAAAAAUGCCUACGCUCAGUGUGGCAAAAUUAGAAGCAGGUAUUUUUGACGGCCCAAAAAUUCGGAUACUAUUUAACGAUGGUAAUUUUACAGAUCAUAUGACGAAAACGGAGAAAGCUGCAUGGACAAGUUUUCGCGAUGUUUGCCAAAAUUUUCUAGGGAAUAAGAAGAGCCCAAAUUACAAGAAGAUGAAAAACUAGGCGACUUCAGCGAAGAACAUGGAGAAAGGUGUCAUCAAGACAUGCGGGAUAUGGAAAAGCGAUAUCAAGGAAAAUGGGGUGUCAAUAUGAUGGCAGACUAUUGCUGGAAUCUGAAACGGGAUGAUGUGAAAGACAAGAAAGGUUGUAAGCGACGUUCCCUGCGUCGAUCGUUUGAAUGCAAACAAGUGAGGUAUCACAAGAGAAGCAAGGACCAGUAAAUC